Messenger RNA from Petromyzon marinus (sea lamprey), 2143 nucleotides. It is a transcript of the gene NFYB, whose product is annotated as nuclear transcription factor Y subunit beta. Gene Ontology annotation, molecular function: DNA-binding transcription activator activity, RNA polymerase II-specific; protein heterodimerization activity; RNA polymerase II cis-regulatory region sequence-specific DNA binding. The record is from RefSeq and is a predicted model, not a curated record. Gene Ontology annotation, cellular component: nucleus; CCAAT-binding factor complex. NCBI's taxonomy places the organism in Eukaryota, Metazoa, Chordata, Hyperoartia, Petromyzontiformes, Petromyzontidae. Gene Ontology annotation, biological process: regulation of transcription by RNA polymerase II.
GUGGUGUGGACGUGGUUGAUUGGUGGUGGUGGAUGUGUUGAUGAUUGCGGUGGUGGUGGAGUCGGCGGGAGUAAUGGUGAAGGUGAUGGCAGUGUUGGCUGUGUUUUUGGUGCCGUUUGUGAUUGAUGGUGGACGUGGUGACGGCGGUAGCGAUGAUGGUUGUAGUGAGUUGGUGGAAGUUGUGGAUGUUAAUCUCGGUUGUGGUUGGUGGUGGUAACGGCGAUGUUUGGUUUGGUUUGGUUGCGCGCGUGGUGGUGAUGGUGAUGAUGAGAACAAUUAAGCUCGGUGGUUAUGGAAGAGUUGAUUAAUGUAGGCGACGGUGAUGCAUGUGGUGGCUGAUGUGAUGCAGAGGAUGGGGCUCGCCCCUCUUGGCAGUGAUAACGGUUAGAGAUGCUGAAUUGUUGUGUAGGUGACAGUGAUAAUAGAGUGGUGGCAAUGGCAAUAAUGAUUAAUGUGGUAUGCCUCAUGGUGGUUGAGAUAGUGUUGAAGAAGCUCAUUCAGACUUGUCCGUCUUAAUGCCUGACUACUGAGACGAAUUCACGCUGAGAAGAAGAGUUCUUUAGUGAUGGAUGCACCAUGACCAUGAUGGUGGUGAUAACGGGAUGGAUGCAGAUGGCUCCACUACAGAUGCUUCCCAGCUGGGGAUCACGGGGGAUUACAUCGGAGGAGGACACUACGUGCUCCAGUCCAGCGAUGGUGAUGCUGAGGGUAGCCUGGCGAGUGGUGAUCACGAUGAGAGCUGUGGAUCGAAAGACCCGUAUCGCGAGCAGGACAUCUACCUGCCGAUAGCUAACGUGGCCCGGAUCAUGAAGACCUCCAUCCCAUCCUCUGGGAAGAUUGCAAAGGACGCCAAGGAGUGUGUGCAGGAGUGCGUGAGCGAAUUCAUCAGCUUCAUCACGUCGGAAGCGAGCGAACGCUGCCACCAGGAGAAACGCAAGACGAUCAAUGGGGAGGACAUCCUCUUCGCCAUGUCCACCCUUGGCUUCGACAGCUACGUCGAGCCGCUCAAGCAGUAUCUUCAAAAGUACCGUGAGGUAUCAAUGAAGGGUGAGAAAGGAAUCAAUGCGACUGUGGUGACCACAACAGAUGCCAUACCCGAAGAGCUCACAGAGGAAUCUUUCUCGGGUCCCCUUGCCACUAGCAUAAUUACCGCAGACGGACAGCAACAGAAUGUGAUGGUCUACACAACGGCGUACCAACAGAUCCCGGGAGUACAGCCAAUACAGUUUACUUGAGUUGGAGGCUGAUGAGCCAGCACAGUGGACGUGUGGUAGGAAAUAUACCAGAUGUUGUUGCUGCGUGCCCAAGAAAACUGGACAAAAUCCCAUUUCAGGCUCGAAUUGUAUUUUACAGCUGUUGGUAUAACAUUCACUGUGUUAAAUUGAAACCAUGUAUAUUUUUUUUAAUGUACAUUAUUGAUAUUAACCAUUCUCGUACUGCCAGUUUUUCUAUGCAGAGGAAAACAAUGUAAAGUUGUUGGAAAAUUCAGCAGCUGUUUUAUAUUUUAUUUACUUGAGCUGCACUGAAACCAUUUCCUUUCACAUCACAGUUAAUGGUAUCUUGAUGAAAGUUACAACGUUUUUGCAUGAACAUCACUGCUGGUCGAGGUCACCAUGUGUAUAAAUUGUGGUUUAUAAUAACUUUAAUAUCAAUCAGUUUAUAAUUAGUGUAUUUUAUCUUGUAGGUAUGGGCUUCUAAAAUGACAUAAAUUUAUUAUCGAUGGUGCAAAACCUUUUAUAUACUGAUACAUUGAAAUAAUCUGUGCUCUUGGCUACAAAAGUGAAAAAAUAACUUUCUUAAAUGUUAUUGUCUGAAAAGUUUUCACAUGUGCAAAAAUCGAGAAAAUAUAAAUGUAAUUGAGCAUACUGCUGACCGAAGUUCUUUGCAACACGUGGUCAUUGAAGUGUUACAUCUAAUUGAGUAGCUUGUUACAAGGGUACUUUUAUUUGUUGCCAAGGUACCUUUUUAUAGUCCUGAAUUCUGCUAUGCAGACCACUAGUAUUUCUGAAAUGAAUUUUUUUUUAGUCCUUUGUAUAAUUUCUCCGGUGUUAAAACCUGUAGCAAGUGUUUAUAUGUUUAUUUUGUUCCAAUCCUGGACAUUCCUGUUCUAUUUUUCUGUUAUAAUAAAUGUUUGUUUACUUUG